This is a messenger RNA of Ictidomys tridecemlineatus (thirteen-lined ground squirrel), 10478 nucleotides long. It is a transcript of the gene Bmpr2, whose product is annotated as bone morphogenetic protein receptor type 2. Gene Ontology annotation, biological process: blood vessel development; protein phosphorylation; BMP signaling pathway. Gene Ontology annotation, molecular function: transforming growth factor beta receptor activity; ATP binding. Gene Ontology annotation, cellular component: plasma membrane; signaling receptor complex. NCBI's taxonomy places the organism in Eukaryota, Metazoa, Chordata, Mammalia, Rodentia, Sciuridae. The record is from RefSeq and is a predicted model, not a curated record.
UACUUUCCAUAUAUAUAUUUUUCCCCCUCCUGCGUCUUGACUGGUCCAGGGAUGACUUCCUCGCUGCAGCGGCCCUGGCGGGUGCCCUGGCUACCGUGGGCCAUCCUGCUGGUCAGCACUGCGGCCGCUUCCCAAAAUCAAGAACGGCUAUGUGCAUUUAAAGAUCCAUAUCAACAAGACCUUGGGAUAGGCGAGAGUCGAAUCUCUCAUGAAAAUGGGACAAUAUUAUGCUCAAAAGGUAGCACCUGCUAUGGCCUUUGGGAAAAAUCAAAAGGGGACAUAAAUCUUGUAAAACAAGGAUGUUGGUCUCACAUUGGAGAUCCUCAAGAGUGUCACUACGAAGAAUGUGUAGUAACUACCACCCCUCCCUCAAUUCAGAAUGGAACAUAUCGUUUUUGCUGCUGUAGCACAGAUUUAUGUAAUGUCAACUUUACUGAGAAUUUUCCACCUCCUGACACAACACCAAUCAGUCCACCUCAUUCAUUUAACCGAGAUGAGACAAUAAUCAUUGCUUUGGCAUCUGUCUCUGUCUUAGCUGUUUUGAUAGUUGCCUUAUGCUUCGGAUACAGAAUGUUGACAGGAGACCGUAAACAAGGUCUUCAUAGUAUGAACAUGAUGGAGGCAGCAGCGUCAGAGCCCUCUCUUGAUCUAGAUAAUCUGAAACUGCUGGAGCUGAUUGGCCGGGGUCGAUAUGGAGCAGUAUAUAAAGGUUCCUUGGAUGAACGUCCAGUAGCUGUAAAAGUAUUUUCUUUUGCAAACCGUCAGAAUUUUAUCAACGAAAAAAACAUUUACAGAGUGCCUUUGAUGGAACAUGACAACAUUGCUCGCUUUAUAGUUGGAGAUGAGAGAGUCACUGCAGAUGGACGCAUGGAGUAUUUGCUUGUGAUGGAGUAUUAUCCCAAUGGAUCUCUUUGCAAGUAUUUGAGUCUCCAUACAAGUGACUGGGUAAGCUCUUGCCGUCUGGCUCAUUCUGUGACUAGAGGACUGGCUUAUCUUCACACAGAAUUACCACGAGGAGAUCAUUAUAAGCCUGCAAUUUCCCACCGAGAUUUAAACAGCAGAAAUGUCCUGGUGAAAAAUGAUGGAACCUGUGUUAUUAGUGACUUUGGGUUGUCCAUGAGACUGACUGGAAACAGACUGGUGCGCCCAGGGGAAGAAGAUAAUGCAGCCAUAAGUGAGGUUGGCACAAUUAGAUAUAUGGCACCAGAAGUGCUAGAAGGAGCUGUGAAUCUGAGGGACUGUGAAUCAGCUUUGAAACAAGUAGACAUGUAUGCUCUUGGAUUAAUCUAUUGGGAGAUAUUUAUGAGAUGUACAGACCUCUUCCCAGUGCCAAGGCUCAAACUCAGUGCCUUACACACACAAGGUGAAUCUGUACCAGAAUAUCAGAUGGCUUUUCAGACAGAAGUUGGAAAUCAUCCUACUUUUGAAGAUAUGCAGGUUCUUGUAUCUAGGGAAAAACAGAGACCCAAGUUUCCAGAAGCCUGGAAAGAAAAUAGCCUGGCGGUGAGGUCACUCAAGGAGACAAUUGAAGACUGUUGGGACCAGGAUGCAGAGGCUCGUCUUACUGCGCAGUGUGCUGAGGAAAGGAUGGCUGAACUUAUGAUGAUAUGGGAAAGAAACAAAUCUGUGAGCCCAACAGUCAAUCCCAUGACUACUGCUAUGCAGAAUGAGCGCAACCUGUCACAUAAUAGGCGUGUGCCAAAAAUUGGCCCUUAUCCAGAUUAUUCUUCUUCCUCAUACAUUGAAGAUUCUAUCCAUCACACUGACAGCAUUGUGAAGAAUAUUUCCUCUGAGCACUCAAUGUCCAGCACACCUUUGACUGUAGGGGAAAAGAACCGUAAUUCAAUAAAUUAUGAACGACAGCAAGCACAAGCUCGAAUCCCCAGCCCUGAAACGAGUGUCACCAGUCUGUCCACCAACACAACAACCACAAACACCACUGGUCUCACUCCAAGUACUGGUAUGACCACUAUAUCUGAGAUGCCAUACCCAGAUGAAACAAAUCUCCAUGCCAUAAAUGUUGCACAGUCAAUUGGGCCAACCCCUGUCUGCUUACAGCUGACAGAAGAAGACUUGGAGACUAACAAGCUAGACCCAAAAGAAGUUGACAAGAACCUCAAAGAAAGCUCUGAUGAGAAUCUGAUGGAGCAUUCUCUUAAACAGUUCAGUGGGCCAGACCCACUGAGUAGUACCAGUUCUAGCUUGCUUUACCCACUCAUAAAGCUUGCAGUAGAAGUGACUGGUCAGCAGGACUACACCCAGGCUGCAAAUGGCCAAGCAUGUUUAAUUCCUGAUGUUCCACCCACUCAGAUAUACCCUCUCCCUAAACAACAGAACCUUCCUAAGAGACCUACUAGUUUGCCUUUGAACACCAAAAAUUCAACAAAGGAGCCCCGGCUAAAAUUUGGCAGCAAGCACAAAUCUAACUUGAAACAAGUAGAAACUGGAGUUGCCAAGAUGAAUACAAUCAAUGCAGCAGAACCUCAUGUGGUGACAGUCACCAUGAAUGGAGUAGCAGGUAGAAACCACAGUGUUAACUCCCAUGCUGCCACAACCCAGUAUGCCAAUGGGGCAGUUCCAUCAGGCCAGACAGCCAACAUGGUGACACAUAGGGCCCAAGAAAUGCUGCAGAAUCAAUUUAUUAGUGAGGAUACCCGGCUGAAUAUUAAUUCCAGUCCUGAUGAGCAUGAACCUUUGCUAAGACGAGACCAACAAGCUGGCCAUGAUGAAAGUGUUCUAGAUCGUCUUGUGGACAGGAGGGAACGGCCACUAGAAGGUGGCCGAACUAAUUCCAAUAACAACAACAGUAAUCCAUGUUCAGAACAAGAUGUUCUUACACAGGUUGUUUCAAGCACAGUAACAGAUCCAGGGCCAUCAAAGCCCAGAAGAGCACAGAGGCCCAAUUCUCUGGAUCUUUCAGCCACAAAUGUCCUAGAUGGCGGCAGUAUACAGAUAGGUGAGUCAACACAAGAUGGCAAAUCAGGAUCAGGUGAAAAGAUCAAGAAGCGUGUGAAAACUCCCUAUUCUCUUAAGCGAUGGCGCCCUUCCACCUGGGUCAUCUCCACUGAACCACUGGACUGUGAGGUCAACAACAAUGGCAGUGAUAGGGCAGUUCAUUCCAAAUCCAGCACCGCCGUUUACCUUGCAGAAGGAGGCACUGCCACAACCAUGGUGUCUAAAGAUAUAGGAAUGAAUUGUCUGUGAAAUGUUUUCAAGGUUACGGAGUGAGAUUAUUUUUUGCAUCAUUUAAACAUGCAGAAGACACUUAAAAAAAAAAACUGCUUUAUCCUCCUGUCAGCACCCCUUCCCACUCCUGCAACAAGGACUUGCUUUAAAUAGAUUUCAGCUAUGCAGAAAAAUUAGCUUAUGCUUCCAUAUUUUUUAAUUUUGUUUUUUUAAGUUUUGCACUUUUGUUUAGUCUCGCUAAAGUUGUAUUUGUCUGUUAUGACCACAGAAUUAUAUGUGUGUGUAUCAAAAGUGGUCUCAAAAUAUUUUUUUAAGAAAAAAAAAGCAAAAACAUUGUAUUGCUGAUAAUCAGUUUGGACCAUUUUCUAAAGGUCAUUAAAACAGAAACAAAUUAAGACAGGUUUGCCUGCAGUGGUGUCUGGUAUCCAUGUUUUAUUUCUGGGCACAAGCUAGUUUAUAUGUUGAUAUGUUCUUAAACAUAUUAUCUGUUGGACAUUCUUUUCUCUUGUAUUUUGUUUGAAUGUGCAAUAGUCUGUAGACCACAAAUAAGCUUUCUUGUAAGCGCUCUUCCUAAUGGGGCACACAUUCUUCCAUAAUAUGAACAUUUUUCUCCCCUCAUUCUUCCAUAAUCUGAAAAGUUUUCUCCCCUAUCUCCCAUGCUUUUUGUAGGUCAGUUCUGUGACAGUGAAUUUUGCACAGAAGAAAGCAGCUACCUGAUUUCUUGCUUUCUCUCUCUUUUUGGAGAAUGCAGAAACAUUGUCUGAAAGGGCUCUGUAGAAGAAACUACCAAAACCCAUUUUGAAAUGCCAUAUUCUUUUAACCUUCCAAAUCUUAAACAUAUCCUUCUGGGCAUUUUAACAAGUAUAUUUGAUUCUGGUUUUGGAAGUUCAUAAAAGAGCAGAGAACAAAAUACAAGAAAUCAAAUAUUAGCUUUUUAACUUUUAAUUUUAUUUUUGUAUAUACAUGUUCCAUAUUCAUUUAUUUAAGAAAUACAUUUUUAUCAGAAAACAUUUAGAGUUAAACUUACAUGGAAUUUUAGUAAGUAGGUGGUUAAGACAUUAUAGUUUUAUAACCUUCAUUCUCUGAAUAGGCCAUCUUUGACUCAAAGAAAAUUACAUUUUUCUUUUAUUGUAACUUCAAAAAUAAUUCAUAGUUUUGAUCCUGUAGUACUUUAUUGUGUUCCCAAGCAAAGCCUAGUGACUUUAUGUGAAAAUUAUUUCCUUUACCCAUGACCUAAAACACUGUGUAGAAAAUUCAUUCAACUGGCAUGCCAAAUCUCUAUGGCAGGAAGGAAUACUGCCAAACUUACCUUUCUUGAACAGGCUGAGAUUUACCCUCUCUCUCUUUGCAAAACUGUGUAUUUCAUCCGUAGUCCUCAUUUCAUAAUUUCUCCUGUUGCUAGUUUUUCACAUAAUCUCUGAUAUGUGAGCAGAAUUUAUUAUUUAUAUUGCAUUAGAAUACACCUUUUAGUGAUAGUAAACCCUUAAAAUAAUAUUGUUUUUAAAGCUUCCUUGCCUCUUUGAUUACUUAUAUUUUUUUUCUAAAAUAACAACUUCUGCAUGUUUUUUUUUAAUUAAGCACUUUCUUUCAAAUAAGGAAUUUUUUUCCUAAACAAAUUAUAUUCUGACAAUUUGAAAACAGUGAUCUCACUUAUUUUUUUCAGAUUCAUGGAAUACUUAGUAUAACAUUAUCUGAUUAAGUUCUAAGAUUUUUCUGGGACAUAAAAAGUUAAGAGAAAAACAUAAAUCCCCAAAUUUCUGAUUUAAGUUCUUACCUCCUGAAAAAUAUUUUCUCAUUCAUACUCUCUGUCUUAAGCAUUUAGUAAAAGACAGCUUAAACUUCCCAGCUGGCUGUCCAAAAUAUUUGUGACUUAUUUAUAUAUAAGCCUUCUUAUUGCCAUCUGCUGUGAUGUUAUGAGUUAGAGAUUACAACAUUUACCAUUUAUUCAACUGGAUUGCUGAUUACAGGUCUUGAUUCUUAGAAUUAAGAUUAUUUUUAGUGCCCAGGAUUUCCACCUUUUGUGUUUUAUUGGACCUUUCUUGUGAUUCAGACCUUUAACAUAUUUUUUAGUCUUCUGGCAUAUAACUUUUUCAUAAAGCUAUUAUCUUUUAUCUUUGUGACAAAUUAUUUGUAGUUUUUCCCAGGAAAUUUUCAUUUAGUUCUCUUGUCUUUAAAUGUCUUUCAAAUGCAUUUCACAAUAGUCUUUUCAAACAUUUAGGAGACAAUAUUGAAUCAAAAUAAAUUAUAUUUCAUCUCCAAGCAUUAAGGAUAAAUGACUAUCUGAGGUUUUAACUGACCUUUUCCUAUCAGACGAAGAGUUCUGUAUGCUCUGGUAGACUUUCUAUUUGGGCCAGUCCACUUUAAGUUUUUCAACAUUUUUUAAUGUUCAAUAAUAAAAUGCUUUAAAAAAUAACUUACCUAAUUAAAAUAACUGCAUAGUUUCCAUUUCAUGCAAACAUGUUUAAAACAAUUUUCUUUCCCCAGUUAUUUUAGUCAACUGUUGAAAAAAUAGGAGAGGUAGAAAGUAUGGAUCAUAUUAAAAAUUUAGGUUAAAUUAUACAUCAGACUUUUAGAAUUUUUGUAAUAUAUAAGUAAGAAAAUCACUUUAAAUGAUUUAAAUUGUAUAAUUGCUAAUUUUAUUCAUGUAACAAUAAAUGUUUCUUAAAGCUGAUAUUUAAAUGCUAUCACAAAAUUUUGCGUUUAGAAAAGAAUUUGGGUCUUUUUAAAUAAAGGGCCACUGAAUUUGAAAAUAUGAAAACUUAUUUCACUAGGUAUUAAUGUAACCUUAAAAGUGUCAUGCUAGGUAAUCAUGCUAGGUAACUCUAAUAUCAGUUCCCUUAACAAAUCUAAAUUGUAUACCAGAAUUAAGUAAUUAAAAGAACUUGAUUUGGAUUUUGUUUACACUAAAUGAUUUAAAUAUAAAUCCUAAAACCUUUUUCUUUCUUUUUUUUUUACAUUUAAAUAUUUUCUAAAACUUUUUUCUAAAUGUAUAAUUGGGAAAGAAAAAAAACUGUUCUUGUAGAAAGUAUGAAAAGGCACAUACAGAAUACUGGGAGAUAUAUAUGGUACUUAAUCCUCACAGUGACCCAAAUGAGCUAACGUUCCCACUUUACAGAUGAGGAAAACAAAGUUAAGAGAAACUAGAUAAUUUGUCCAAGGUUCACAUCUAGUUACAGACAAAGAUGGGAUUUAGCCUGUGUCUGCCUCUCUACAUCUCUUAUGUGUAGCACAUUGCCUACAUACUGUAUGACAGGUUGUGUAUUGUACUGACAUUUUUAAGAAAUUCAGUCAUUAUAUUCCAGCACAAUUAUGGUUUGUAUAUAAGCCAAAGCAGACACCUUAAUGAUUUUAGCAGUUAGGCAACCAUAAAAUGUAUAGACGUGCCUAUGCCUUUUGUUGCUUAAGACAUAAUUACUAGUUCAAAACAAAAUUCAAUCUUAAGUUUGCCACCUUAAAAUAAUUCACCUAACUCCUAGCUUUCUUAUUUUGCAGAACUAAAGGAAAAGUAAAUUUUAAGGAAAAAGUGAAGGUAGUUUUGGGAACGUUUUCCUAAAAUGAUUCCAUACUAGAUUUGGAAAAAUUAAAUUAGCAUAGAACUUCAAUCUCAUCAAUCCUUUGAAAUUUUUAAUCUUUGAAAUUUCUGCAUUUAGUGACUUUAGAAAAUUUGUUAAUCCAGAGAACUAAUUGAAUAGGAUAUGGGAAAGAUACAAGGAUAAUAUUAUCUUUCACGAAGUAAUGUAGCUUCCUCAUAUGUACUUACUUCUAGAAAAUGAAAAUUGAUUCUGAAUAUAAAAAUAACUAGAAAAGAAGAAACACUACUCAAGUAAGUAUGUGUUUCAGUUAGAAUUAUCACAAAAUUGGCAAAUCUUUUUAUGUAAAAUAUUUACAAGUUUGUCUUCUAAAGCCAAGUUAGGCCACAGCUAUUAUACUGAAUUUUUAGUCUCUGUAAAUAUGUCUCUUGAAAGUCAUUUAAAAAAAUUGAAUAUGUCAAUAAACUUUUUAUUUUCUUUUUUUCAUACUUACAGGCAUGAAUAUUUCAUUGGAGAUUGUUAACUCUUAGAACUUGAUGUGACGUUAUAUUUCUAUACCACAUUUUAUAAAUACAUGUUGAACUUACUACCAGUUAUAUGCAGGUUAUUUUACAUGAUUAUUCACAGAUUGCUUUAUAUAUUACCUUAUCUUCUUAGCAAACUGUACUCUUAUAAUGUGCACACUUGAUUAUCUAGACCAGCCAUUCUAGAAAUUGAGUAAUAACUCCCACAUACACCCAGGAGUCUCUUUCAGACUGGGAUAUUUCUAAAUAUUCAUAGCCUUGAUUGAUAGUGGGGUUUUUUCCCAGCAAUGAAGUUGCAUUUUACCUUUGAGAUUAUGAACUAUGCAAACUGCCCCAAACUACCUUACAUGAUCUCUUCCUAGAUAUAUUCAUUAAAUAAAUCUGGCAAAUCACUGUUGGAGCUAGUUACACAAAAGUUAUUAUCCAAAGAAGGCUUUUCUGCACGUUUCUAGAUUAACAUAUGAGAAAAGAGGAUAUCACAGAGAGUGUUCUAGUGCACCUACCCAUUACUCUCUUUAAAUUGCCACAUGGUUUAUAUCUGGUUUACUCUGUUCCUCUGCUAUCUGACUUGCAGUUUUAUGUGUCAGAAAAGUUUUCUGCAUGUCUAUUCUGUCUCCCUCUUGCUUCAUUUUUAAAUCCAUUUCUUUACCCAGUAGGGAAAAAAAAAAAGAACAAUUGGUCAUCAUCUCUAACACUGUUACUCUAGUAUACUUCAGACUUCUCAGUUAAUAUCUAAAUCUCAGUUCUUCAGACAAAAUUGUUUCAAUCUCUUUAGCUUUUCCUUCUCAGUUCCAUUUUAAUGACCUUAUAUUUAAGAGCACAUAAAAUUAUAUUUUAUAUUUUACUCAAAUUAAUUACUCCAUUUAAGUAAUAGUUCAGUAGUUUUAUAGAAUUGAGAGUUAGUUAUCAUUUGACAUUAGAUUCAAUCAUCAGACUACCAGCAAAUCAGCACUUAAUUUUUAUAUUAUCUAACAUUUUCUAUUGUGAAGUUUUUAUGAUUUUAUAUUUUCAUUAAUUAUAACUAAAAAGCCAUGCAUACAGAAUUGUAUAUCAUUUUGCCAUUAAAAUUUUUAACUUACAUUGCAGUAAGCUUAGUAUUUAUUGAACCACAAUGUUUUACAUUUCUUUGUAUCAGUUGUUGUGUUGACCACUAAACACAAGAUUCGUUUUUAAAAACAAACCCUACAAAAAUCAGGUAUAAUUCCAUGAACAUUUUUGUAGACCACUUUUGAAAUACUUAUCAUUGUUUUGCAACAUGGACUGGACUAUAACAGCUUUCCUUUAACUUUUAAGUGACUGAUUAAAGUUGAGUGUUUGCAUAUAAAGAAAAAUUUAAACAUUUAUCUCAUGGCAGAUACAUUUGAAAGUAAAUAAUUUAGGAGAAUUUAUGCUGUGUAUUAAAAUUAUGCCCCAAAUAAAUCUUUCAUAUCUUUAAAAAUUCCAAUUCCGUUAUUACUGUGAUGUUUAUAGCUUUGUUAUUAAACCUUGUGAACAUAUGCAUUUAUUUUAAAAACUUAAUUUGACAACCACAUUAAAAUCUGAGUAAGAGAAGGAAUCUUUAGAAAUAAAAUUACUUCAUUAGGGUGUUCAGUUUGUGAUUGAAUAUUUAAGAAAAUUGCUGUAUUUAAAAUUACAACUUUAUUUUUUUUUCAGUUUUAAAAGAUAACAUAUGGGGUUUUUCCCAUUUUAUUUGUACUUUUAGGUUUCAGAAACAUCUUCCUGUUUUAAAAUCACUUUAUACACAUAAUAUUACUUAAAAACUCAGGGCCCCUUUCAUCUUUUGUAUACUGAAAAAGUUCAAUUGGUAACAAACAAGCAAUUAGAUCCAGUUGAAUAUUUAAAGUGUUUGUUGCACAGUUUAUUUAAUGACUUGUGUUAUUAUUUGACUUACUUCACAUAGACAUGAUAUCAGAUUUCUUUAAUCAUAAAAACUUGCCCAGUUCUGUAAUUACUGAAUAAAAAGAAUGACUCAACUAAUUAGCUACAUGUUACAACAAAUUUAGGCCUUAGAGUUGAAGUACUGGCUUAAACUUUUCUGUUCAUUGAUUAAAUGGCUAUCCAUGAUGGGACAAAUAAUUUUGUUUUGUUUUUUUAAUAACAAAGUAAUUCCUCUGAAAAUUUUCUUAAGAGGUAAUUUAACAUUAUAAAAUUUUCUUCUAAAAUUAAACUAUUGAGUUUAUAGCUUUAGUAAUAGCUUGAAUGAUUCUGAGAGAUAAUCUAUGGUAAUCUAUCACAUUGUCAGAGCCAAAUAGAAUUUUUCUUUGAAUCAGAUAAGCUCAAGCUCUAAAAUGGUAUGCUGUGUUUAAUUCUAGCAAUGAAGUUGUUUAUAAUCAGUCUCUUGUCUCAGGAUCCCCAUCGUGUUACCAAUCCUCUUAAGUAUGUAAAAGAAGCUUAUUUUUAAAGAAACUUAACAGUAAGGAAACUAAAUUACUAAAAAAUACAGCUAAAAAAUUGUUAAAUUCUGGUUUAUCAUUGAAUUGCUUGACUUCUGUGGCUUUUCUUAUUCUGGUCACAUUUAUUUAUUUAAGCAAUUUUUGUAUGCCUUGUUAUUUCAUUUCCAUAGAGAUUAUAUUGUAUAAGUGUUUGUAUAAGCUGGAAUCAUCCUUAGUUUUCUGUUGAUGAUUUUUCAAAUGAAGAUACAUGGAUAAUUGUAAAAUACACUAACUCCUAGGGUGUUGUAGUAGCUGAAACAUGGAAAUGUGUAGCUGCCAUGCUUUUUCUGAAUGGACAGGAAAGACAUAAGCUACAGAGUAUUCAUUUCUGAGGAUGCUUUUCUAAAAAAAAGAAAGGCUGAAAAAUAAUGGCACUUCCUCAGAACCCUCUUUCUUGUUAACGGGUAUCUUUUGUUGGUGUGUUUUGCUCUUACAUUACAGAUAGAAUAUCAUAUUAUGAAUUUAUGAAUAAUUACUUUCAAUUAUUUUGCUUUUGUAUAAGCCGUCUGAGACCUUGCUAUGCUGUACAAGUUGUAUUUGAUGGAUCAGUGUGAGUAUGAAAUAAAGCAAAUCACUUUUCUUUUGUAUUAUCUAUGGAUGCCACUAUGAAAGCUGACAUUAAGCCACUAAAGAGUUUUCUAUGAAUACGUGUAAGUAAAUGCUUUGAUAUAUAUAAACCUAAAUAAAAAGAUUGUAUUGAUACAAAGACAUUGGAGAAGGAGAUUUUAAGACAGUUAUUUAGGUUUAAAAAGGCUUGCUGUAAAAUGGUGCAUUAUUCCAUUUAUUAAAGAUCAUAUUAAUGACAA